GCGAGAGAGGUGACUGUAGAGUGAUGGGACCCGGCUGAGGGAACAGCAGCGAGUGAUCACUCUCCGAGCUGGUAAUGACAGCAGGUAGACAGAUGUGAAGGAUGACUUCUUGCGCAGAGAUCUGUGGCUCGGAGUAUGGUGAGCAAGCUCAAGUCAGUGGGAACUACCAGCAGUAUGGAGUCCGCUCUUACCUACACCAGUUUUAUGAGGAGUGCACAGCUUCUAUCUGGGAACGUGAUGAAGAUUUUCAGAUUCAGAGAUCGCCUAGCAGGUGGAGCUCUUUACUCUGGAAGGUCUGUCUCGCGUUUGGCACCCUGAUCUUGUUUACGGGCCUCAUCGUUGUUUUGGUGGGUUAUGCCACUCCAGCCAGGAUUGAGGCAUUUGGCGAGGAUGAUCUCCUCUUUGUUGACAGCCAUGCUGUUAGUUUCAACCGCGCCCUGGAUGUGUGUAAGCUGACUGGUGCUGUGCUGUUCUGUGUGGGGGGCACCUCCAUGGCUGUGGGCCUCCUGCUGUCUGCCUUCGCAAAAAGCUACUCCAAAGAAGAACUGUAUCUGCAGCAGAAGUUUAAGGAGAGGUUGGCCGAUCUGCACGCAACAGUUGGUACCCCCAUAAUGAGAGCACCCACCCCCGGAGACGGAAAGGUGCCAGUCACACUCUCCAAAGUGCAGAACAUCCAGCCAGCGACCACGAAGUCGGAAACCUGACAGAAGUCCAGAUGAAGGCAUCACUCAAAGAAGUGUGUAUGGGGGACUGAGAGCAGGGAGAGAGCAGACUGUGUUUGAGUGCGUACACGUGUGUGUAGGUCGAGCUACGUGUGCAUUUCUUUCUUUCGAAAGGUCAGCUUACAUGGCUGAAAGUAGUGGUUACUUCAUCUUUAUUUGCUGUGUUUGAUUUCAAGGUUAUAUAGGUGCAGAGUUAAUAUAGCUGAACAAAGUUUAAGUCUUUUAUUUAUUUAUUUUAUUGAUUUAAAAAAAAAAAAAACUCAUAGUAACCUAACAAAGCACAUGCAGGUCUUGAGUCCUACCCAGAAAAACAAACCACAGAAACAAAUCAAUAAAACGCAGCUGCUGAACAACACUAUCAUAGUUUCCACAGAUAGGUUUUCUGUAGAGAGGAUUCCCAUUUUGUUAAAAAAUAAAAAUGGAUGGCGUUCCUGCUGCAGGGUGAGGAGCAGCAGAUGCAGUGUUGUUAGAAGCUAUUGGUGAUUGGGCUCCAUUCACAGAAAUGAUCAAAAGAAGCGCUGAACACAGCCACCAUUAUCUCUGGCUAGUGUCUAAAAGGACAUCAGAGGACGAGUGUUUGUAUGUACAGAACACCUUGUGUGUACAUGUACAUUCAGCUCACUGUCAGCCAGAGCUGCCAGUCACAACCACACAACAUGAAGACGUGUGUUUUAGCUUAUGAAUACUUCUUAUGAGUACUGCUUACAUGCAACAAGGACAAGUCUUAACAAAUAGCUUUGCUUCACACAUCAUCAGGACAAAUCAAACACAAACAGAUUAGAACAGACCUUGAGGGGAGAUUUCACCCUGACAUUUCCUCGUGUCUUGUUAGGCCUCUGACCUUGUCCUCUUCAGUAAAUCUGCAGACAGGAUCGAUAGACAAGACCAGACAGACUGAUGAAAAGUACAUUGAACCAGACAGAUCAUGCAGAACAGCACAGUCUGUCGCUUAAUCAAACGGCUUACUUUCUAGAUAAGAUGAAUAAGGCAUUCCUCAUGCCUUCUAUCUUUGAAACUGUUUUUUUUGUUGUUGUUGUUUUCCUAAAGAAUUCAUUGCCUAUGCUCGUUCUUUCUGUGUCUCCUUCUCCUUCUUGUGACAAAAGGAAGCAGGUAGACACACACCUCUUUACUGAAACAAGUACAUUUUUUGCAACAUUGUGAAUCAAACUGUUGUCAGUUACUGGUAAAAAAAAAAAAAAACAACAGAAAGUACAGGUGCUGCGUGUUUAAAAAUGGAGCAGGUGCAAGGGUGCGUGAAGAGAGACAAAUAACAUGACAUAACAGGGGGAUGAAGAACGCGCAGUCAGCUCUCCAGUGAGAUCGCAUCAGCCGCAUCAUCGUGUUUGACAGUGUUCACUGUUUUCAGCGUGUGAUGAUUCACAGAUGCUGAACGAUAUACACUUAGUAAUACUGUAGGAAAGUUGCAUCAUGGAACUUUUUUUUUUUUUUUUUAAGUUGCAUAUUUACUUAUACACUAUAUCUGAAAUAGCUAUUACAUCAGGAAGGUUUUUAUUUGAUACAAGCUUGGCACAAGCUCAAGCUCACAUACAAGCACAAGAAGCUGUUAACAGUUAUGCUGAUAAAACCUUUUUGUCUACAUGUAUCAUGAGUAUAUUUUUAAAUAUUGUGAAAGUACUUUUUGUUUAUCUUUUGAAUUAUUCACACACAGAUACAACACACGGUACCAGUGGUAGUUACUGUCCAAGUGCCAUCAAGCUGCUUGCUGCGCAUCAAUGCAGCAGGUCCUGCCAAGCAGUGUAUUCUCUUCAAAUCCAUGCAGCAACAAUGUUGGAUACUGACUGUAUGAAAUAAUGAAUUGCUGUGCUCGUUAUGUCCAUGUAAGUUGACCUUUUAAUAUAAUUCUCAUGACCUUCGCUCUCCUUCUUUACUGCCUUUCUUCUCUUACUUUGAAAGGUUCUGCAAUGUCAUUUCAACACAUUUUAGUUUCAGAUUCGACACAAACACGUAGCUAUAACUAUGAAGAACAACAUACUAAUAAUUAAGUACAUUUUCAAGGAACUUACUCGAGCACUGUUAAGCUGCAAACCUACAGUACAAGAAGAAAAACCAAGCUCCAAGCUGUAAACAAUCUCUCCAGUGUGGUCAAAACUUCAGUAAGUGGUCAAUAAAUGUGCUGACUUAUAGUUACAUGCUGUGAAUUGUGAUUUUAUUUUUUUAUCCUUCAAUUGACCAAUGUGGAAUUCUUCAUUACAAUCCAAAUUCCAAAAUGGAGAUUUUUCAGCUCUGAAUCUGAAAAAUGCUCCCUCACUUCUGACCUCAUGUCCUCUGGUUCUAUCUUUAAUUGUCUCCUGAUGUAACAGUGGAUACCCCCAGUAAAUAAAAAACAAUUAUACUGUACUUGGAUUGGAUAAAGAACAAAUAUAUAUCACUGUCUAUAUACAGUAUAUGUCUAUUUUUCAAAGAACACAAUAAAACUGAAAUAUUCGCA
This is a messenger RNA of Seriola dumerili (greater amberjack), 3171 nucleotides long. It is a transcript of the gene nrsn1, whose product is annotated as neurensin 1. Gene Ontology annotation, biological process: nervous system development. Lineage: Eukaryota; Metazoa; Chordata; Actinopteri; Carangiformes; Carangidae. The coding region runs from base 102 to 704 and encodes 200 amino acids. The record is from RefSeq and is a predicted model, not a curated record. The transcript has 6 exons. Gene Ontology annotation, cellular component: neuron projection; neuronal cell body; transport vesicle.